Molecule: messenger RNA, 621 nt
Organism: Salarias fasciatus (jewelled blenny)
Lineage: Eukaryota; Metazoa; Chordata; Actinopteri; Blenniiformes; Blenniidae
Gene: coa5
Product: cytochrome C oxidase assembly factor 5
Exons: 3
Coding region: 118-345 (75 amino acids)
Biological process (GO): mitochondrial respiratory chain complex IV assembly
Cellular component (GO): mitochondrion
Source: RefSeq, a predicted model, not a curated record
ACUGCGCAGAGUCAAGCACUUCCGAUGGCGGCUUCCGCUUUCAUAACAGAUGUCACCGCUGUUAAGGAGCUGCCUCUAGCAUUUUGCAGUUAAUUGAGCUGAAUUAAAGCUUGGACAAUGCCGAAAUAUUACGAGGAUAAGGAGGAGGAUACCAGGGCCUGCGCCGGUAUCAGGGAAGACUUUAAGGCAUGUCUCCUUCAGCACGACUGCGUUGUCAAGGAGGGGAAAAUGCCCAGUGAGUGUUUGAAGGAAGGCCACUGCAAAGCCCUGCAGACAUCCUUCUUUGAAUGCAAGAGAUCAAUGCUGGACACACGGUCGAGAUUCAGAGGAAGAAAAGGAUAUUAAAGAGUCCAGUGUGCACUGAUGCUGGAGGAGCAGCUGCACAGCUGGACGGACUGAGCUGAGGCGAGUCGCACCGAGUCUGAUGGACGCUUCACACCGACUGGAAGCAGCAAAGUCCAGGACUGGAGGACGAAGGCAGCACUCCUCUGGAGCUUUGAUGUGGAAGAAACGUUGAUGUGGACGAAUGAGUGUGUGUGUGUAUAUAUAUUGACAGGAUGAAUAAAUAAUGAGCCAAACAAAUAAAAUGUUGACUGUUAACAUGUUUAUAGUGCUUUAUUA